Dentiscutata erythropus is the source of this 290-nucleotide messenger RNA. The record is from the annotation of a GenBank genome assembly. Lineage: Eukaryota; Fungi; Glomeromycota; Glomeromycetes; Diversisporales; Gigasporaceae.
UUUAUUUCACAGUAACUGAUUCUAAUGAACCUAGCACCAGACCCAUAACUGAUGCGGAAGUGAGCAUGCUACAACGAUUUGCUCUCUAUUCUCGCUUAACAUACGAUCUAUCAAUAUUAAAAGCAGCAAACUGGACAUGUGAUGCUUACAAAGGUUUUUCUAAAGAUCCCGGUGAAAUUAAAGUUAGCCCCGUUAGUAAUAAGCAAUCUAAAGAAAUCGGCAUCACCUUCCGAAGAACUCUUAAUAAUAAUCUUAACGAAUUAAAAGCAGAUAUUGAUCCAUUAAACUAG